Cyclospora cayetanensis is the source of this 1707-nucleotide messenger RNA. RefSeq lists its product as uncharacterized. The transcript has 7 exons. Lineage: Eukaryota; Apicomplexa; Conoidasida; Eucoccidiorida; Eimeriidae. The record is from RefSeq and is a predicted model, not a curated record. The coding region runs from base 1 to 1707 and encodes 568 amino acids.
AUGGUGGAAGCUUCCACAACUAAGAACGUACCCGCAGCCUCUUCACAGCGAAACAUGUUUGCCAUAGAGGCAGCACUAGCAUCAGCUGCCUUACCCAAGAUAUCUAAACGGGGCCGGAUUAGCUGGUUGCAAGAAGAUCUACACAGCUGCGAAAAGAAUUUCGAGAGCCAGAAAGCAAACUAUGAGAGCAACAGCAGUUCGGGAGGUGAGGGACGUCCGAUGGUUGCACCACAGAAUAGGAGGAAUAACAGCAGAGGUAGUCCCAGUUGCACCGAAAGCAGCAUUGUGCUUAGCAGAUCCAACAGCGGAACCAGUGCGUCGCAGCGACAGUACAAUCAUGUUGAGACACCCUCACGAGGCACGGACAACUGCAGCCGACUUCUUGAUAGGAUGUACACCCUAACUACCAGUACCACUGGAUUUCAAAGAAGCAGCAGAGGCAGCAGCAACAGUAGUAUGGUAGGCAACGCACUGAGAGCCGAUACCAUGCCACGGCUCCUGCGGAAAGGCCAGCCUCUUAUUUCUGCCAUCAUUUCCAACACUUGUCAUGAUCAUUUGCCGCCUUUGCCUGCUGCUCCUACCGCACCGCACGUUUAUUCUACCACGUCUGGUGUGCCGUCAGCUGGUGCUUCUGCGGGAAGACCACACGUCUGUGUUGCUGAGAACCCCGUUUUACAUGAAAGCCAUAGGCACGCCACCGAAAGUUUUAGUUUCACAAGCACGCCGAAUGCUUUAGCAGCUCAAGGAACUUCAGCUGCUGGUGCUAAUGCUUAUGAGAACAAGAGCGAGGAUUCUGACUGUGUGCUCUUAGAACUGACAGCGCACCAUCUGCAGGAGCGGAGGCGGGGGCGGCAGCAGCAGCAACGCCCUGUGCUGCAGCAACCAGCGCGGGAAUCCUUACCUCUUUUUUCGUGGAAUCCGCAAGAAAUGGUAGCAGCUGCCGUAUCUGCAGCAGCAGGCUCGUCAUCAGUCAUGAACACAGAGAAAGGAGCUGUUGUUUCUUCGGCCGCUGCAGUAUUGCUUGCUGGAUGUGCCCGUCGUGCAGCAGUGGGAGGAAAAUCUGCAUCUGGCGCCGUUCACUUGCGGCAGCUUGUUACAUCUCGAAGGGAUCAGCAGUGUCUCUUCUUUUUAACCGGCGAAGUAGUAGAUUCAGCUGAAACACUUCGGCCCAACGUCAUCGCUUUCUGCAACAAUCGAGGAGUUGAUCCGCCUCAUAGCACUCCUGGUGAGGUCCAAGGGGUAAGACAUAAGGUAUGCGGAGCAGGUUCAGAGAUUUGGAUUAAAAGGUUUAGGGCAGAGGUUUAUCCUUGUGCAGGACUUUUAGAAAUGGUGGCCUCAGUGUUGAAUGCCCCAGACUUUGGAAGCUUGUGGCCAUCCAAUGCCCGGUGGCCUCAAUCGCCCGAGGACUCAUUUCCAGGUUUGAAGCAAUGCGUGCAAAGCAAGACCAGCGGGAAGGGGCAGAGUGUGACAGACAGCAACGAGGACAUAGUGAGCGGAGAGGGGGACACGGAUGACUGGCUGCUGGUGGAACCGGACGACGACGCCUUUGAGGCACCAUUUGAUGCUUCGCACAUCAGUAUCACAGACUGGUCUGCUGCUGCUAAGAGACCACAGAGUAGUCCUUUUGCUCUCGCUGCGGAGGUCUUUACACAAGCUGCCAGUUUAGCGUCUCACACGCAGGUUGCUUCCAUGGCCGUUUUUAGAUAA